This is a messenger RNA of Ophidiomyces ophidiicola, 744 nucleotides long. RefSeq lists its product as uncharacterized. Bases 1 to 744 code for a protein of 247 amino acids. The transcript has a single exon. Lineage: Eukaryota; Fungi; Ascomycota; Eurotiomycetes; Onygenales; Onygenaceae. The record is from RefSeq and is a predicted model, not a curated record.
AUGGACUUCUCUGUUCCGCCCCAGAUCUAUUACCCCUUCCCGGAGCACUCUCGGGCCCAUCUCCUCAACCUACCGCUCGAGCUCCGCCACCAGAUCAUUCUCUAUGUGCUGAUCGCCAGCGCCCAUGACUUUCCGCUUCCCUAUGAAUAUGGCAUCCCGCGCAAGCGGCCGCUGCUCUGCGUCUUCUCCCCUUCAAUACUGGCCAGCCUCCAAGAAUGCCACCAGCACCCCACACCGGGAUUGUUCUGGGGCUCAGAGCGCAUGACGCAGCUGAUGCGCGUCAACAAACUUCUCUACGACGAGGUGUUCGAGAUCCUCUACACCCAGUGCAGCUUGUACACCGGUCUGUCGCAUCUGGGCCUCGACGAGGCGCUGCUGCAGAUGGAAAAGAGGAACGCGACGGCAGUGCAGCAGAUUCGACAUUUCCAUUGGAGAUUCGCGGUGAUGCUAAGCAGCACUCGUUUGUCGGAGGAGAGUAUUCGGAUUGCGGAUACAGAUUUGAAAACUCAGGCUAGACAUAUGAUAACGGGGCUGCCGUCGUUGAGGAGUGUUACGGUGCAGAUCUAUUUUAUUGGAUACUCUAUCGCGCCACCGCCUCUUCGCGUUCUAGCGGUUGAGGAUAUUAUGUCGGUUCUUCACGCGUUGAAGAGUAAGGAGAUUGAUCUCUUUGGGGAAUGCAAUCGGGCUGACCAGAGAGAGGUCAUUGAGGAAUGCCAAAAAAGGCUGGCAAAUAAAAUAAAGUAG